AUGGACGCUCUCCCUCCGUUUUAUCGAUCUGUGAUGACGGCUUGGAUUGCUUUGGAACGGAAGUUUGUGGACAAUGAAUACGUCAUUUGCGGUCCUCGGAAAUCUGUGGCCACGCUUGAACAGCUCUUGGCAAGUUUCGUCUAUGACACCCUGUCUCGCCAACAUCGUAAGCAACAUCGAUGCGUCGAAAAGUAUGCGAAUUGGGGUCUUCCAGUCGAUUGGUCAAAUGUUUGGUUGUCCCUUCUUCUCUGGCGUUUUAUAAGACCGGUUCGGGACACUUUCUGGCUGAUUGCGCAUGGUAUUCUUCCCACCGCCGAUCGUUUGCUGCGCUUUGGAAUGCGCGUUGGCCCGUUGUGUCACUGUGGCCGAACGGGAGUCCCUCAUCCACCUUUUUACUGACUGUCCAUUUGCUAUUAAACUUAUCGAUUGGUAUUUUUCUGUCUAUAAACGUUUCCGACCACAGUCCCAACGUCCUUCUAAAUGCGAUCUUCUUGUUGGUUAUGGCAAGAAAGUAAAGGUAACCUCCCGUAUUUCCAAGUUUGUUGGGAAUUAUUCGCCACCACAUUUGGUUAACCAGGAAUAAAGCCAGGUUUGAUAAGGUGAUACCGCAUUAACCUACGGUCCUAUCGCGUGUCAAGUCUGCCUUACGGUGUGCGAUCCGUGUUCAGCAGCGUCAUUGUUUGCCGGCCAAUUUCUCCGAUUUCUGGUUGGCGAGUGGUGGUGUCGGCAAUUUGUCCGCUGGGGACAUUAUUGCUUUUGCGGCGGAGUUUCGCGAUUAAUUUGUCUAAAUGUUUCUCGGAGGCGCGGUGGUCGCCUUCAUUGGUUGCUACUGCCGUUGUCUUUUGAGAUGUGUAGGUAUCUAUCUCUCUGGGCACGGGGAUCGCCUUCAUUGGUGUUGUCUUCGUUGUCCUUUGAGUUGUGUUGGUACUCUUGUCAGUCAAUGUUUUCAAACUUCGGCCUUUUUGGCUGUUGUUUAUGAUGUUUUAAUUGUGUUAUUUUGUUGAUAUGUCAUGUGGCUUGUAAUGUCGUUUUGUUUUGUUUCGUUUCGUUUCGUUUUGUUUUGUUUUGUUUUGUUUUGUUUUGUUUUGUUUGUGUUUUAAUAGGCGCAGUGGUCUCCUUUAUUGGUGUACUGCUGUGGCCUCCUUUUUGAAUUAAUGUUGGCCUGUGGUUAGUUCGGACUUUUGUUCGGAUAGGUUGCACAGGUAUCUGGUAGACUCGGAGGGUUGUUCAUGAUGAUUCAAACUCAGUUAACAUCAUUCCCGUUCAUCCACUAUCAUAGGAUUAUGGAUCCCUGGGCAUGACGAUGCUCAGCAUCCGAUUGUUCAGGUCAUUCAUGUUUGUCUGAUGGCACGGGGGAGAGGGUCGUACUCUCUGUUGGUUUGCUUGCUGUGUAGCAACCCCCUGGGUGCGGCGAUGUCACGGGCUCAGGUUCAAUUGCACCGUCGGGACCAGAUCAGCAAUGAUCAAGGCCUUUCGUCGUUCAACUCAAAAUAAAACUAAACGCAUGCUUUGAGGGAAAUUAGUGAUUAAAUGACCCCGCAAACCUCGGGAGGUUUAGUAAAAGUUACUAAACCUCCCUCGAUUUGUGGGGACAUUUAAUCACUAAUUUCCCUCAAAGCAUGCGUUUACUUAUAAUAAUUUUGCUAAAAAUUCAUAAGGCUCUGUGGAGGAGAGUGAUAUCGCGUCACAACACGCGGACUAAAAGGUGUUCGAUCUUGUUGAUCAUAAAGUCAUAAUAUGCGAGCUGGAAAAUCUCGGUGUACAUCCUGCCAUAGUGAGGUGGAUCAAAGGUUUUGUUAGCAAUCGUGAACAGUGUGUGCGAAUUGGAAACUCAUACUCGUCGUGGAAGAAAACAAACGGUGGCCUACCACAAGGAACAAAACUAGGACCGCUGCUUUUUGCAGUCGUUGUAAAUUCUUUGUUAAAGGAUUGGCCUGGAAGAGUCAAAUUCGUCGAUGAUACUACGGCCUUGGAAAUAAACCCAUGAUGUUCACCUAGCUUCCUACCAAUUAUCGUGGACCAAAUAUUCGAUUAUGCAAACGAACGAUGAAUAAGACUAAAUCCAAAGAAAUGCAAAGAUAUGGUUAUUAUACGUUUCUAAGUAUAAACUAAUAGAAAAUGACAUUUUUAUAGGCGGUGAUGUGGUGGAGAGAGUCUCCAGUUUUAAACUACUAGGCGUGUGGUUGACUAACAAUCUUUCGUGGGAUAUACACGUAGAUAAAAGUUUAAAGAAAUUAAGCAAAUUCACGCAUCUAUGCUUUACGCCUAUUAAAGAAAGCUGGACUGAGCCCUUUAAACAUUGUUCAUAUUUAUUGUGCAGUUAUAUAAGAUCCCAAUUGGAAUAUGCAUCACCAGUUUGGUCCGCUCUUCCAAAGACAUUAUCAGACAUUAUUGAGUCGGUGCAAAAAAGAGCUUUAAAAAUCGCGUAUCCUACUCAUUCUAAUGAUGAAGCAUUACAGAAUAGUAACAUUAAACUACUGAGUACAAGAAGAGAAGAAGAAUGCAUGUUAGAAAUGAAUUAA
Messenger RNA from Paramuricea clavata, 2522 nucleotides. NCBI's taxonomy places the organism in Eukaryota, Metazoa, Cnidaria, Anthozoa, Malacalcyonacea, Plexauridae. The record is from the annotation of a GenBank genome assembly.